AUGAAUAGAAAUAAAAGGAGGGUUGUCAGUUGUGGUGAGGAAGAUAAAAUCAGUAACUUGCCAGAACACUUGAUAGACUCGAUCUUAGAGCCGCUCCCGAUUGAAGAUGCUUUGGAACUGGAAAACUGUCUCUAUAAGCCGCCACUUGAGUUUAAUGGAUUUCUCAAUCUUGAAGAACUCCGUCUGGAGGAGGUUGAUUUUGGGACUAGCUUGUGUGGAAAUAAGAUCAACCUACCACAGCUUAAGAAGUUGUCCCUUUUUACGUGCAAAAAUGUUUACAAUUUCAACAUUAAGGCUAGAAAACUGCGGCAGUUGACUGUCAUUGCUUGUCCUGAUGCCUUGUUGCUCGGGUUAAUGGACAGUCCGUGUCUUACUUCGGUUUUCAUUUCUUCACAGAAUUACACACAGGAUUUUGUAGGAGUUGAAAAAAUGAAUUUGGCCACAAUGUUGAGUAACUUGCCCAGACUUGAAUACUUUUUUACCGACAGCAAUUUUAUGAUGUCUUUGGUUGCAGAAAAAAUUCCUAAAUUGCUUCCACGUGCGAUUAGUAGUUUAAAGUAUUUGUGGUUGCUCCGUUUUCAACUUGGUGAUUUGGAACAACUUCAUGCUGCUCUUUGUUUGCUUCGAAACUCGCUUCGAAACUCACCGAAUCUGGCAAAACUGACUGUUACGCACUCUAUGGAGCCUCGAGUUGACGUGGGACUUGCUUUAAAUCAUUUGGAAUCCCCAAACUGCUUGGAUUGUACAUUGGAUCAGUUGCAAACUGUUGAGAUGACACGUUUAGAAGGAUCAAAAGCGGAACUGCUUUUUAUAAAGCUUCUUCUUGCUCAUUCGCCUUCUCUCGACAAAUUGACAAUUACACCAAGUCAGAAAACUGAUGCUCAAAAAAGAUUUGAUAUUGCAAAAGAUGUUAUGUGGUUCCCUCGUGCCUCACCGAAAGCAAAAAUAUUAUACUUGAACCUGGAGACAUAA
Molecule: messenger RNA, 972 nt
Organism: Lactuca virosa
Lineage: Eukaryota; Viridiplantae; Streptophyta; Magnoliopsida; Asterales; Asteraceae
Source: the annotation of a GenBank genome assembly